Anas platyrhynchos (mallard) is the source of this 2822-nucleotide messenger RNA. Lineage: Eukaryota; Metazoa; Chordata; Aves; Anseriformes; Anatidae. The record is from RefSeq and is a predicted model, not a curated record.
GGGGCGUGGCCUCUCGGGUGACGUCACCGCGCCCAUUGAUAAAACCGGCGGGAUCCCCGGCGCGCCAGCGCCAAGCGUGGGGGGCGGCGGCGGGGCCACGUGCGCGGGGCCGCCGGUGGCGGAGGAGCCGCAGCAGCACCGGGAACCGGGACAGAACCGGGACCGGGAUAGGAACCGGGGCAGCCGCCAUGGCCAUGGAGCACGCCGGCCUUUUUCCCCCGUUCCCCGCCGCCACCGCCGCCUGCCUGCCCGCCCAGCCCGCGCCCUCCCCGCCGCCACCGCCGCCCAACCGGGCAGCCGAGACCAGCCGGCUCAUCACCGACCCGCUCUCCGGUCGCUCCUACUGCAAGGGCCGCCUGCUCGGGAAGGGCGGCUUCGCACGAUGCUACGAGAUGACAGACCUCUCCAGCAACAAAACCUACGCCGUGAAGGUCAUCCCUCACAGCCGGGUGGCUAAACCCCACCAGCGGGAGAAGAUCACCAACGAGAUCGAGCUGCACCGCGACUUGCACCACAAGCACAUCGUCAAGUUCUCCCACCACUUUGAGGACGCGGAGAGCAUCUACAUCUUCCUGGAGCACUGCAGCAGGAAGUCGCUGGCCCACAUCUGGAAGGCCCGCCAUACCCUGCUGGAGCCUGAAGUGCGCUAUUACCUCAAACAAAUCAUCUCCGGCUUGAAAUACCUUCACCUCAAGGGCAUCCUGCACCGGGACCUCAAGCUGGGCAACUUCUUCAUCAACGAAAACAUGGAGCUGAAAGUGGGGGACUUCGGUCUAGCUGCUUGCCAGGACGCCUCUGACCAGAAGAAAAAGACGAUUUGUGGGACCCCCAACUACCUGGCCCCCGAAGUGCUGCUGCGGCAGGGCCACGGCCCGGAGUCAGACGUGUGGUCACUGGGCUGUGUCAUGUACACCCUGCUGUGUGGGAACCCUCCCUUCGAGACCUCGGACCUCAAGGAGACCUACAGGUGCAUCAAGCAGGUGGAGUACACCCUGCCUGCCUUCCUCUCCCUGCCCGCCAAGCACCUCAUCGCCGGCAUCCUCAGGCGCAACCCCCAGGACCGCCUCACGCUCGAGGAGAUCUUGGACCAUGAGUUCUUCAAGGGCUACACGCCGGAGAAGCUCCCUCCCAGCAGCUGCGUGAUGGCUCCGGAGCUCAGCCCCCCCAACCCAGCAAAAAGUCUCUUUGCUAAAGUCACCAAGACGCUCUUCGGGAAGAAGAAACCCAAGGCCAAGAAGGGCCCUUCGGAGGACAAGGACGACAUCUCCAAGCUGGUCACCGGGCUGAUGAAGACCUCGAUCUGCCGGCAGAUAAGCUACAAGACGGUGGAAGGGAAUGAGGUGAGAGCAGCCCCGAGUCCGUGCGCACCCCUCCCAGGGACAGCACAUGGGAUGGUGCUGACAUCGUGUCCCCCCCAGGCCACCCCCGGGUCCUGCCGCAGCACCGGCUCCAGCCCCGUGGAGACGCUGGUGGAGGAGACCUCUCACAAAUCCGUGUCCCCGUCCAUCCGGGGGACGAUGGCCAGCAGCUGUGAAGCCUUUGAAGACUGCAUCACCGCCUCUGCCAUCAUCGAGUCGGCCGUCCGGCUCCUGCGGACCUGCCUCUCCUGCAUGCCCCCAGCGAACAGAAACCCGGCUUCCCUGGCCCGGCACGAGCAGUUUGUCUGGGUGAGCAAGUGGGUGGACUACUCCAACAAGUACGGCUUCGGCUACCAGCUCUCCAACCGCAGCAUCGGGGUGCUCUUCAACAACGGCACGCACAUGGCGCUCUCCCCCAACCACAAGACGGUGCAUUACAACCAGACCAACAGCAAGCACUUCGCCUUCCCCGCCUCCGCUGUCCCCGAGCAGCUGCAGGGGCAGAUGAGCGUGCUGCGCUACUUCGCGUCCUACAUGGAGCAGCACCUGAUGAAGGGAGGUGACUUGCCGAGCAUAGAUGACCUUGGGCAGCCAGCCCUGCUCCUCCUGCAGUGGGUGAAGACGGACCAGGCCUUGCUGAUGCUCUUCAGCAGCGGCACCCUGCAGGUGAACUUCUACAAUGACCACACCAAGGUGAUCAUCAGCAAGCCUGACCACUCCUGCCUUGUCACCUACAUCAACCGGGAGCGCAACUCCUACACCUACAAGCUGGGCAGCAUCCAGGAGCUGGGCUGCUCGCCGGAGCUCCAGCAGCGCCUCCGAUACAUCCUCAAGCUCCUCCAGGAGCGGGCCGAUGCCUAGCGCGGUGCUUUGGAGAGACCCUCUCUGGACGUAGAGGUCUCCUCCUGCCUUCCCGUGGGACGGGGGGCGCGUAGUGGUGCUCAGCUGGACUCCGGACCUCAGCGGCCACCCGCUGAACACAUGUGGCUGUGAUCACGGCAGCAGGUCUGCACACCCGUGCUGCUCCCUGGCUGUGGGCAGUCGCUGCCUUUUCCCCCUCUGCAUGGCCGUGAGCUCGAGGCUUGGUGCUGUGGGGUGGAGAAGACCCCCCCCCAGGGGACGGACAGGGGUGUGGGGCGCUGUGUGGGGUGGCUCGUGCCUCUCCACAUCUGCUACACUAAGGGGGGGCUGAGCUGGACCCCAGCUGCUCCCGAAUUGGGACUUGUCUGGUACAACUCAAGGUUUGGUAGAGGGCAGGGGAAAGGGAUCCGUGGGCUUUUUUGCCUGGAAAAGCCCCUGUGUGGCUGUGACCUAGGGCAGGUUUCUUGUUUCGCGGCAGUCUCUGCCAGGUUGGGACUAUUUAUGCAUCUUAUUUAUAUGGAAUUAUUUAUUUUCUCUGUCUGUCCAUGUGCAGCUCCCCUGUCCCUGACUUACCUCAAUAAAACUUUAUUUGUGUAAGGGCAA